Molecule: messenger RNA, 3630 nt
Organism: Glarea lozoyensis ATCC 20868
Lineage: Eukaryota; Fungi; Ascomycota; Leotiomycetes; Helotiales; Helotiaceae
Product: Homeo
Exons: 2
Coding region: 1-3630 (1209 amino acids)
Cellular component (GO): nucleus
Molecular function (GO): histone binding; protein heterodimerization activity
Source: RefSeq, a predicted model, not a curated record
AUGGAGCACCACCGCAAGCGACAGCGACUGUACUCUCCUCAUCACCGCAAUUUUCCGCACACCUUCGACAAUCGUUAUCCACAUUAUUAUAAUGAAAAUCGGAAUGAUCGAAAAUAUAUGAGAGAUUACGAAUCUUCUGAGGAGGAGGAACAUUACGAGCACGAAGCGAUGGCGACCAACGAAUCACCAGUUGCGGAGUUGGAUUUUGAGCAGAAAAAGGCGCGGAUAAGUUACAAGUUAAAAUCGACGUUCGAAUCAAUCUUUGAGAAGUACGGAAGAAACUUUGAGGGGAUUGGAGAUGAGAUAGAUAUGGCAACAGGAGAGAUUGUUGUGAACAAUGGACAUCUUAUGGAGAUGCAGAAUGAAAGAGAUAUAGGGCAGAAUCGUGGCGGGAGGUACGACUUGGUGGACGAAUCUACCGAAUUAGAGGACGACUCAAGGACUUCCAGCGAAACAGAUGAGAAUGAAUACGACGAUGGCGAGGAUGAUGAGGAUGAGGACGAUGCUUCGGAAGACGGUCAAAACGAAGAAGAUAUGUUGGAGGACGAUCUGAUUUUGCGUGGUUUAACACAGGCUCGUGGAAGGUUGGCCCAAUCAUCAGGUCAACUGUCGCAUGCGCACUCAGGACUCGUUCAGAAACCAGGAAGCUCAAGUGUAGCUCCUGCAUAUACACCAAAAUCAGAGUUGCCCUCACGAUCAGAAAUCAUAGCUCAGUUCGGGCCUCAUUUGGGGUCUCAGAUUCUAGAUGUCGUAUCACGUCAAAAUGCGCCCGCUCGAACUGAGGAACAUAUUGAACCACUAUGGCGUAUACCACAUCACAUAGAUCGUGCAUUCCGACAUGAUGACAGAAAUAUUGAGCCGCCGUGGCGUGUUCCAGAUAUACCUCUAUCGGUACCAGUGACGCGACCAUCAGCAAAGUUACACGCUGCAGAUUUUGAGAAUGAAAGGUCCGUAUCGCCAGACGCUGGUCAUUCUCUUUGGGCGCCCUUACCCUCCAAAAGAUCGACAAAUAAUUCCAAGAAACAUUCCAAAACUCAGGGUUCGAAAAGGAUCAGAAACAACUUCACUGUUGAAGAUGAUGAAAUCUUAUUAGACUGUGUCAAAAAAGCAAGAUUGCGAGGUGCCAAGCUCAAUCAAAGCUUUUGGCUAGGUCUCGGAGCACAAUAUCCUAACCACCCUGCUAUGAGUUGGCAACAGCAUUAUACUCGGAAAUACUCUUACCUGGAACCUAAUGAACCACAGGAAUCAGAACCAUCUGAAUCUGCUUCUACUAGCUAUGCACGUCUGGAUGCGCAUCAACCACGUUCAUCUUUGAAGGAGCGGCGGGAGUAUACGCCGUUUCUUGGAAAGCCUCAACAGCACAUGUCAGCUGCAAUGGGACCUCCUUCAAGAUCCGUUGAUAACAGCAACAGCCGAAGACCGGCAAGAGUUAGGAAACCAGCUCAACGCGACUCGAAAGUUAUCAGUUGGUCUCAAGCAGUAGAUACCAUCAAAGCUGUCGACCCUACCCUACAUGCUGGUAUACUCGAAGAUACCAGUUUUGAUCCCGAUGCCGAGGGUGCUCGGCAAUGGAGACCGACAUCACAUUCCAUGAAUCUGUAUGGAAACCGAAGAGUUUCUGACCAGAUGCUCCACUUGAGCCAGAGAAGUCACCCAGACCAUGACAACUUCUACAAUCCGCAACGACCAAGACGUUACAGUGAUUCCGCACAGCCUUCAAGGAGUCAAGAAGAUACAUUCAAUCACUCGGAUAUUGUCCAGAACACAGGUGUACCUUGUCCUCACAUCGAUUGUCGCGGGCGCACUGCUCUCUUAUACCGACUAGAUCGUACCAUAGAUGAGAACCAAUCGCCAUUGUCUUCCCAUUUCCUUCAACAUCACCGUACGGCGUUGUACCCUUGUGUCGAGCCUCGCUGCAACUACAGAGGAGAGCAUGGAUUCUUGGUUUAUGCAGAUCUCCUCGAACAUGUCCAACAUUUCCACCCAACUUUUGAAGCGUUGCAACGAGCACGUAAUAGUGCUGAUUUCGGUGUUGCGAUUGAGCGACCAGAAAUCAGGCGUAAUGUUACUCGCGUGGCAGAUUCAAUAUCGUCAUCAAACCCUUAUAAUUCUCACACGCUGCGCGGCAGUCACCUAGCAACUUCUAGCUCCGAUCCGGAUCGCACCCUGACACCAAGGGUCCUUGCUGGCGCAUCGACAUAUACUCCAAUGACAAGCGUCUCAUCAUUAGUAGUGAAUCAUGCCUCAGCCCAAAAGGAAUUUGAAACCCAUCGAGCCGACGGCAGGUCUUCUGUUCUCAGUUCGCAAGAUUAUGAUAAUCGCUCAGAGCCUGCAUUAGAUAAAUUGAGAAGGCUUGGAUCUACGGCCAGUCAACCAAAUAUCGAUGAAGAAUUACAUAGGCACGGUUUCGCAUCUCCUGAUCUUAGCCUCCCCAUUAUCAGUCGUGCUGGCAAAUCGUUUUCCUCCACUGCUGGUAUUCGAGGAAGUCAUGAGCCAGCCACUCCAUUAUCUAUGAAAGUGGUGCCACUCUCGAGUUCUACGACAGGAAUGAUUUUGCCUCCACGGUCAUCUCUACCCUCGAGUAUCCCUGACUCACAGGCUUCUACUAGGCGCCAGGCGGAAUAUGUGCCUCAAAGCAAUCUUGCAAAUUCCUCAGCUGCUAGCCUGGAUUCCGUACACAGAAGCAUACAGCGUGUUGCUCGGGUGCACGAAACCAAGGACAGCACCCCAUCUCCUAUGCUUCCUCCACCUAGAGUGAAUUAUACGACUACGAGACAAGACCUCAAGACUCCAGCCAACAGUAAAAAAAGUCGAACAACCGAAAGGCUGAGACAAUCUAGUUCCGAAGGCAUAGAUGAACUAAGUCUGGCUACAAAUGGCUUUGUUCUGCUCUCGUCUCGAGUGAAGACUGCAGGACCGUCAGCUGAUUCAACUGUUCGAGUAAAGCGUGAGGAAACUGCAGGAGUACCUCAAGCUCUACCUGCUGUAUCAGCAGCUGGAUUGAAGAGAAAGCUCGAAGUCUUUCAAGGUAGUGAUGACGAGAUUGAUGAACUAAUGACAGAUGAACCCAACUUUUCUGUUUCUCUGCUAGGACAUUCUUCUCGAAGGAAACCUGAAAUCAAGACCGAAACUUCAGAGCCUGUAUCUGUAUUACCAGCUACAAGUAGUGUCAACCGUAGAAACAAACGCUCCAAACAAAGGAAAGCAUUGGGGGUUCCGAGAUCAGCUAUUGCAGAGUUCUCAUCGACAAGUGGUGCAUUAACUCCUGUCAAGAACAGACACACUGCGGUCCCGCGAACAAGCACUCCAUUACUUGAUCUUCCUACGCGCAGUAAAGAGCGAAUGAAUGGUACUUCUGCCUACGAGGUUGCAGAGUCUGGAGCAGGAUCUUCGUCACAAGCGAUACUCUCUCAACCACAUAUCGAGAGAUCCAGCUCACCAAUGGACAUGCUUCUUACUCCAGUUCGGCCAAGCCGUUCGUCGAACAAAUCAGAUGGUCCUAUUAUUACGAUCAAGACACCUGGUGGAACACUACGAAAGUGUGGCGAAAAUGAAUUCACGUGUAAGAGAACUUUUUGUUUUCGUUGUGGUAAACAGAGCACUACGACGAGGUUAGAGAAGAAGGCUUGA